Messenger RNA from Annulohypoxylon maeteangense, 2610 nucleotides. RefSeq names its product glycoside hydrolase family 3 protein. The record is from RefSeq and is a predicted model, not a curated record. Gene Ontology annotation, molecular function: beta-glucosidase activity. The transcript is spliced from 5 exons. Bases 1 to 2610 code for a protein of 869 amino acids. Gene Ontology annotation, biological process: glucan catabolic process. NCBI's taxonomy places the organism in Eukaryota, Fungi, Ascomycota, Sordariomycetes, Xylariales, Hypoxylaceae.
AUGCGUUCCGCCUCGUGGACCGCCCUAUUGGCGGUCACCGGCACUGCAGUUGCCAAUGCGGUUGAUAAACGAGAUCUGCUUAAAUCGGAGCCGUUUUAUCCUUCUCCGUGGAUGAGCCCUACCGCGAAAGGAUGGGAAGACGCGUACGCCAAAGCCCGGGACUUCGUCUCCCAGCUUACCCUUGCGGAAAAGGUUAAUUUGACAACUGGUAUUGGUUGGGAGGGUGAGCAAUGUGUCGGACAAGCCGGUUCCGUUCCCCGGCUCGGAUUCCGAAGCAUGUGCAUGCAGGAUUCUCCCUUGGGUAUUCGUAACGCGGAUUACAUAUCGGCAUUUUCUUCUGGUCAGACUGUAGCAGCUUCGUUCGACAGAACCCUCAUGUAUAAACGAGGACAGGCUAUGGGAAAUGAGAACAAGAUCAAGGGUGUUGAUGUCCUUCUUGGUCCUGUUGCUGGCCCGAUUGGCCGUGCGCCAGCGGGUGGACGCAACUGGGAAGGAUUUUCUCCCGAUCCCUAUCUCACCGGUGUUGCAAUCGCCGAGACUAUCAAGGGAAUUCAAGAUGAGGGCGUGAUUGCCUGUGCGAAGCAUUAUAUUGGCAACGAGCAAGAACAUUUCAGACAGGUUGGAGAAGCUCAAGGUUAUGGCUACAACAUUACACAAACUGUCUCCGCAAAUAUCGACGACAAAACAAUGCACGAGUUAUACCUCUGGCCUUUCGCUGACGCGGUAAGGGCAGGCGUGGGAUCAGUUAUGUGCUCGUAUAACCAAGUGAACAACUCUCAAGGUUGCCAAAACUCCAAGACAUUGAACGGCCUACUAAAGAGCGAAUUGGGAUUCCAGGGAUUCGUUAUGAGCGAUUGGCAAGCACAGCACUCCGGUGCGUCCAGUGCCGUAGCUGGCCUGGAUAUGACAAUGCCUGGAGAUACUGCAUUUAACUCUGGACUCAGUUUCUGGGGUGCCAAUCUUACCAUUGCCGUAUUGAACGGCACUGUUCCCCAGUACAGAGUUGACGACAUGGCUAUGAGAAUUAUGGCAGCCUAUUUCAAGGUCGGCAGGACUGUGGAGAACCAGACCCCUAUCAGCUUCUCCUCGUGGACCCGAGAUACCUAUGGCCCCCUCUACUACGCCGCAGGCGAGGGUCACCAGCAAAUCAACUGGCACGUCGAUGCUCAAGGAGACCACGGCGAUCUUAUCCGCGAAAUUGGUGCCAAGUCAACGGUGCUGCUCAAGAAUAAUGGUGCUCUUCCUCUUAAGAAGCCUAAGUUCCUCGCAGUGGUAGGAGAAGAUGCUGGACCCAGCCCAAUUGGCCCGAACGGCUGCUCUGACCGAGGUUGCGACCAUGGUACUCUUGCGAUGGCAUGGGGUUCCGGAUCUUGCGAGUUCCCUUAUCUUAUUACUCCCCUUGAGGCGUUACAGGCGCAGGCCCUUGAGGAUCGCAGCCGAAUUGAGGGUGUCCUUAACAAUUCUGCCACAUCCACGAUAAAAGCUCUUGUUUCGCAAGCUGAUGCAACUGCUCUUGUCUUUGUCAACGCAGACUCUGGAGAAGGAUAUAUCAACGUUGAUGGAAAUGAAGGUGACCGAAAGAACCUGACACUAUGGGGCAACGGUGAUGAGCUCAUCAAGAAUGUUUCAUCAUGGAACAACAACACCAUCGUUAUCAUUCACUCCGUUGGUCCUACCCUCGUCAAGGAGUGGUACGACUCGCCUAACGUCACGGCUAUUGUCUGGGCUGGCUUGCCGGGCCAAGAAAGUGGUCGCUCACUUGUAGACGUGUUAUACGGCAAGGUAAACCCGGCCGGCCGAACUCCCUUCACUUGGGCAGAAACGCGAGAAGACUACGGUGCCGAUGUCAUGUACGAGCCCAACAAUGGCAACGGCGCGCCACAGCUGGAAUUCCCCGAAGGUGUGUUCAUCGACUACCGUGCAUUAGACCGUGCCAAUAUUACGCCUAUUUACGAGUUCGGAUUUGGAUUGUCAUACACCACUUUCGAGUACUCUGAUAUUCAGGUCGAAAAGUCGUAUGACGCAGAGUACAAGCCAACCACCGGCGAAACCGCCGAAGCCCCUACCUUCGGCAACUAUUCUACGGAACUCGAAGAUUACGCCUUCCCCAACUCCUCCUUCCCUUACAUCUGGCAGUACAUCUACCCUUACUUCAACACCACAUCAUCGCUUAAAGCCGCAUCUCAGGAUCCAGAAUUCGGCAAGACUGCAGAAGAAUUCCUGCCCAAGGGAGCUAUCGACUCCUCUAAGCAGGCUCUUCACCCUGCCGGCCCUGGUCCCAAGGAUGAGUCUGGCGGUAACCCUCAACUGUUCGAUACUCUCUACACUGUCACCGCCAAGGUUACCAACACGGGCAAGAUUGUUGGCGACGAGGUUCCGCAACUCUACGUCUCCCUUGGUGGUGAGGAUGACCCCGAGGUUGUCCUUCGCGGCUUCGAUCGGAUUACGAUUGAGCCGGGUCAAACCGCUACCUUCCGCGCCACGCUGAACCGUCGCGAUGUCAGCAACUGGGAUGUCGCAUCCCAGAACUGGGUUAUUAGCAGCGCCGCUAAGACCGUACAUGUCGGUCCCAGCAGCCGUAAGCUGCCGCUGAGCGCCCCACUAUCAUAG